UUACUACGCAUUUCUCAGUGACGUCAUUCAUCGCUGUGGAAAGCACACAGGAGCUGGCAGAACUGACGUGGCAGAAGAAUUUCCGAUCUGUUUUCUAUUGUUUUUCUGUGUUAGGACAAAGUAUACAGUCCCUCCCGGCGUUUGAUUAGUAGUUCAAGAAACUAUAAAAUCAUGGGUCUGUCGUUGUCAUCGCUUUUCAACAAACUUUUCGGGAAAAAGAACAUUAGGAUAUUGAUGGUGGGUCUUGAUGCAGCAGGCAAGACAACUAUACUUUACAAGCUGAAACUUGGAGAGAUUGUCACCACCAUUCCAACCAUUGGCUUCAACGUAGAGUCUGUGGAGUACAAGAACAUCAGCUUCACCGUGUGGGACGUCGGCGGUCAGGACAAGAUCAGGCCCCUAUGGAGACAUUACUUCCAGAACACGCAGGGUCUGAUCUUUGUGGUGGACAGCAAUGAUAGAGAGAGAGUUGCAGAGGCCAAGGACGAAUUAUCGAAAAUGCUGCAAGAGGAUGACCUGCGUGAGGCCCUGCUCCUUGUGUUUGCCAACAAACAAGAUCUACCCAACGCCAUGUCCUGCGCUGACAUCACCGAUGCUCUGGGACUGCAGAAUAUGAGAAACAAAAAGUGGUAUAUCCAAGGUGCUACAGCCACUGCAGGCACAGGCCUGUACGAGGGUCUGGACUGGCUGUCAAAUGAAC
Aplysia californica (California sea hare) is the source of this 700-nucleotide messenger RNA. RefSeq names its product ADP-ribosylation factor 4. Gene Ontology annotation, molecular function: GTP binding; GTPase activity. The record is from RefSeq and is a predicted model, not a curated record. Gene Ontology annotation, biological process: vesicle-mediated transport; intracellular protein transport. NCBI's taxonomy places the organism in Eukaryota, Metazoa, Mollusca, Gastropoda, Aplysiida, Aplysiidae. Gene Ontology annotation, cellular component: plasma membrane; cytoplasm.